AUGUCUGAUACCCGGCCUAGCUUUCCGCUCCCUGCGCUGGAUGUACGGUGCCCUCCAUAUGCACCCGGUACACACUGGCUUCUUGUUCUUCAAGGAAGUUCUUGUCCGGCACAGCCCCCUAUCUACUUCCACAACGAGACUUCAUGCUCCGUGGUCGUGGACGAUCAGGGUCGCUGGGGAGCUCACGAAUGGCCCAGCUACCCACAGCUCUACGACAGCAGCUCUCCUUGGCUCGGCUACAUACCUCUGUACCUCGACAAUCACCACAUCACACGGUCGACAAUCCACCGCAAGAUGAUCGUACAGGCAGACAAGACGGAGAAUCAGAAGGAGAUGUUGCUGUGGACGGCGGAGCCCGAAUUGAAGGAGAAGGUGAAGGAGUAUGGAAAGGGUACGAUCUCCCAGGCCGAAGGAAUCCUGGAUCGACUACGCCGCGAUGCUGCUUUCGACGACACAGGCAUUACUUGGCCUGCUGAAACGAUCAAGCGCGCAACACAUCUGUGGCGCCUGCUCGUUACAGGACUACCAUCUGUGAAUGCCUUCAAGCGCGCGCUCACAUGCUUCCGACGCGCUACACUUGAGUUGGAGGGUUUUCACAUGUGGUCGACCUUGAUGCUGGAGCAGCCUAACAGUCGGUUCCGGAUAGCAUCGCUGCUCAAGAGCCAGCGCAACAUUCGCUUCAGAGGUGUUUUCCUGGGGGGAUCUCGCGGCGAAUGGGAGCGUGAAGACUCAAAGUUGCUCAGCACGUACAAUCACCUUUCCACCUGUGACAUACCCGUGUACUGCUUGGUUAAGCAGACUGACUGGAAACUUCACGAGCACGAGAUCCUGGAGGUUGGAAGUCCCGCUUUUCUUCCCAGUGCGCCGAUUCAAGAACGGGAACAGCACCAGCUACAGUACUACUGCUACCCACCGGCGGUCUCCUCAAGCACCUUCGAACGCGUGGCGCGGGGUUUGUUGCCCCACCCGGAUGAAGGGAAAGUGGGGGCACUGGAAGAUUUCUGGCUAUUGAAUACCCGUCGUCUGACGGCACAAAUUGAGCAACACAACGCUAGGAACGGCGAUCUGUGGAAGAAGGCCGUCGGCGCGAACAAGCGCCCCCAUCCUGAACUUCAGGCCAGGAUUAACGUCACAAAUGCCCCGCCGUCCUUCAUGGCAUUCUGGCAGCGCUCCGAUGUCUUCAGUGCCCUACCACCGACGUACCUUUCGCCCGACAUCGGCAAAGGAACCCUUCUUCCAAGGCCGAGCCAAAUAUGGGGCCUCAAAGCCGAACGUCGUGCUCGUAUGCUGGAGACUUUGACCGUGAUCUGGAAGUUGCUUCUGGUACGGCCUUGCCUGCUCAAGGAGAACGACCUUUCCGUGCAGCAGGCAUACCUCAAUGCGCAAGGCUGGCGCGAUAUUCUCAACCGGACCGCCUCUGACACAGUUCUCUCAGCCAUGUGGACGGGCGGAAAGCUCGAACUCUGGGGCUCAAGGUUGCAACCCUCCGUCAUACAGCGCGCUAAAAUGAUGGUCGCAGAACCGACGCUGGCCAAGAUGGAUUGCAACUCAAGAUGCACUCCCCUCGGAAAGUUCGGAGACAAGGCGGACCCCGCGCACCUACUCGAGCACUUUGUGCUGUUUCGCUUAGUCGAGCUGCAUGUUUUGCACGACUUCGCAUCAUAUAACCCUGGUCUACAACGCACAGUGGACGGUCGCUGGUGUCCUCCGCCAUUCGAUGUGGACUCCGCUUUGAAGGAUCGACCUGGAGCAUUUGGGGAGCUGGCAAUGAACGUCUCUGAGAUGGAGCGGGAAAGCAUGGAGGAGAUUGUGGCGGUUGUGAGAUGGAACGGUCUGGAAGGCGUGCGCGCUUGGGAGAUGGAGGAUGGUGUGUCGUACCGCAGCUGGCUGACGGCUUUUAGAACUCUGCUAGGCAAAUGCCCAGGUGCCUGGACCAAUAAUCCGGUACUGGACGACAUAAUGAGCCGACAUGCCGACUGGGAUCUACCAACCGCCGACCUUCACAACCCGAGCGCACCAAUUCCUCAGGUCACUCGCCUGCUGAUAGGCACGCAUAUGCUACUGACCAUGCGGGCUGGGCGGCUUCCUUGGCCUUUCUUCAAUAAGCCUCAGCUCGACUCUCUUGAAUGCCGCCACGACUCUUGA
This is a messenger RNA of Peniophora sp. CBMAI 1063, 2145 nucleotides long. The record is from the annotation of a GenBank genome assembly. NCBI's taxonomy places the organism in Eukaryota, Fungi, Basidiomycota, Agaricomycetes, Russulales, Peniophoraceae.